CUAGGGAGUAGAUACUUUUUAUGGUUUCAAGGUUUCGUUCGAAUAUGAGCAACCUUUAUUCCUUGGCACCUUAUAUUAUUAGUUUUCUAAGACCUUAACUUAUCUUCACCUUAAAAAAUUAUAUCCGAGAUGGGCCACUCCAGGUGCUUUUCUACCUACGAUGACGACUUCGAAUUCGACGAUGCGUAUUUCAGAAAGUUCUACAAACCUUUGUCGAAUCUCCCUACGCCACCCCCUUCUUCCAGAAAUUCAUCUGCUGCGCAGAGUCCUCGCAUUAGCUCGGAGGAUGUCGAGAGCGUCAGUCCAGAAUUCUUAGGCCCCGCAGCCCAUCUAGCAAGAAUGCUACCGCCCGGAGCUUCUUUUAUGACGCCGUCUAUCUCAAUAGUACAAGGAAUACUGACUCGUGCUAAUUUACCGAUGGAUAUAAUCGCAUUGGCGGUCUGCAUUUUGGAUUCGUUAAAUUCUCGAUUCUCUCGAAGCUGGCGGAUAUCCUUCCCCCUAAACAAACCAAGCGAGCCCGUCCCCAAACGCCAUACCUUACCGUCCGGUGCCGUUCAGGCUGUCCACAUCGAUAGCGUCUCUCCAGAGAUUAUUAUUCUGGCCGCAUUGAUAAUUGCCGAUAAGUUCGUCGAAGAUUUAUUGGAAUCUACACAAUACUAUUCUUCUACCUGGGGCGAAGAUAUCUGGACAUGUGAGCAGAUCAAUUUCACGGAGAGAUGUAUCAUGGAGAACUUGGGCUACCGCAUCCUGCCGCUGUGGGAACCGAAGUCUAUCAAGCAAGCCAGGCACGAUAUCGAAAUGGCCCGGCGAGAGUUAAUUGACGAGGAUAUUUGCGCGGGAGAGGAAAGCAAAUUGGCUAAGCAUGGCAAGUCGAUGAGCUCGGGACAUGCUGUAUUUGGUUUGGGUAUACAACCGACCCCUGCCGGGACACCCAAGUCUGAAUUGGCCACACCAUUCGACCACACCCACACCCACGACCACGACCACGAUCUCGGGUUAGAAACUCGGGAAGCUUUUAGUAACCCUACGGCUUCAUCGCGAGAUUAUUUACAUCUACCUUCCACGACAUGAAUUCAAUGAAAAUCGGAUGUUACGGCGCGAUUGCGAUUUUAUUUUGCAUGUUGCAUGCUCGAAAAUAUACUCUCUUCGUUAAUCUGCAUAGCAUGUUGGUUGCGUCUGGGCUUCAUUCGCCUUACCAAAUUGCGCUUCUCGAUAAUAUUGGUUUGCUUUAUAUAUAUAUACCUACUUGGUAUACAUAUAUUUAUUUUCCCACAUCUAUCGAUCGGGUCGACCCAUCCGGGCCAAGGGAGUUGCGUGCGUAACGGAGUUUUAGGGGGGGGCCCGGGUUCUGGGUCGGAGUACAAGGUCUUGCAUUGGCUUGAAAAAAGGUCAACAUAUUGGGGGACACGCGUCCUACAGAAAUUAUACCCACUAGUAAUAUAUUAUUAGUCUUUCACCCGUUCACUACCUC
Messenger RNA from Daldinia caldariorum, 1471 nucleotides. RefSeq lists its product as uncharacterized. NCBI's taxonomy places the organism in Eukaryota, Fungi, Ascomycota, Sordariomycetes, Xylariales, Hypoxylaceae. The record is from RefSeq and is a predicted model, not a curated record. Bases 130 to 1071 code for a protein of 313 amino acids. The transcript has 2 exons.